This is a messenger RNA of Chaetomium globosum CBS 148.51, 3729 nucleotides long. RefSeq lists its product as uncharacterized. The coding region runs from base 1 to 3729 and encodes 1242 amino acids. Gene Ontology annotation, cellular component: BLOC-1 complex. Lineage: Eukaryota; Fungi; Ascomycota; Sordariomycetes; Sordariales; Chaetomiaceae. Gene Ontology annotation, biological process: endosomal transport. The transcript has 3 exons. Gene Ontology annotation, molecular function: protein binding. The record is from RefSeq and is a predicted model, not a curated record.
AUGGAUUUCCCACGAGGACUGCCCGAUAAUCCGGCGCAGGCCCGUCGGGCAAUCGCUGCCGCAGCACUCGCCAACCCGACACCGCCGCCUCCGGUCCCGAGCCUUCGUGAUGUGCCCUCUUCUUCGAACCUCUCGGCGGGGCAGCCCAUCUCCCCGAACCAGGUGCUUGCCGUGGCGAGAGAGGCGAUGCGGACGGCCCACGAAAAUGAGGCCAAGGCAGCCGAGGCCAGCGGGGUCAGCAACACCCUCAAACCCGGCCUCACCAUCGACCUGAGCAGGAAAAAGAUCCAAAUGCUGCCGGAGGAAAUCGUGGACGUGCUGACCGAGCGAUUUCAGCUCUGCGAUCUGAAAUCGCUCGAAAUUCUCGAUCUGGGUCGGAACAUGUUGCAGGUUCUGCCACCCGAGAUCGUCAAGCUGUCGUCCCUCAAAGUUCUCUCAAUUCCGAAAAACAAGAUCACACAUCUGCCACUCUGCCUCGCCGACAUGCCGUCGUUAUCCGUGGUAAAGCUGGAGGGUAAUCCGUUGAAAUAUCCUCCGCCAGAAAUACUACAAGUGCAGGGAACGGGAGGUCAGGGUGAUGGGCCAGGGAGGGAGACCGAGAUGACCGAAGUCGCCGCCACGGCGGUAAUUAAGAAGUUCCUAAAGCAAGAAGCCAGCGGUCGUGCGGACUCGCCUGGUAACAGCGGGUCGGAGGGGACCGAAACCCCGCGUCCAACGAUCAAGCGAGUCUUUAGUGGCAGAUUCCCGAUCAAGGUCAACGGGAGCGACAUCACCGAUCUCCGUUCCCCCGCUCUCCCCCGACCCCCACCGAUUCCGACCCGCUCACACUACCGUGGGCUCUCGCAACAAAACACGGCGCAGCGCAGGCCGGGAGUCAUGCCGCUGACCAUCGGCAACCCCAACGAGCGGGUGCGCAGCAACUCGGAGACCAUCAUUCAAACUUCGAGCCGAGACCGAUCCGAGAGCAGAUCGCGCCGCAUGGGCAUGGUGUCGAAGAGGUCGGAGCUGAGCACGCUCGAGGAGAUCGAGGUCAACAACCGGUUCAGCCAUUACCGCGGGCUCAGCCAUGGUUCGGCGAUGCAGAGCAAUGGGGCAUCUAUGCAGGUCAAGAGCCCCAACAUGGGUAGCCCUGCCGAGUCGGCGUUGCAGCGGCCCGUAUACAUCCGCAGGCUCUCUAUUUUGCCAGAGAGGAAACGCGAUUCCAAGGCCUUUGACCCGGUGCUGGAAGCUGCCAAGGGCAUCCUUUACUCCAUCUUCCAGAUUCACCCCAUGAUCCAGGCGUUAUUGGUCGGUCUUACCAACGACGGCACAUCGCGCCGAUCGAACCUGGAGAUCGUCUUUUACAACACAAACGCCCAUGUCGAGCAGCUAGAACUCGAGAUCCAGCAGCAUGACCAGGCAGACGACAAGUUCGGCCAAAAAGAAAACGAAAACGUGCAGAGGGCGUGUCUCACACUCAUCAACGCCUAUACACAUGUGUGUUCGUUGUUGAUGAGCAAUGUUGACCUGUUUUUGGAUAACGGCGACCCGCGAUAUAUCCGCACCCUGUUGACGCAGCUCUAUAAUAGCAUAAUGGAGCUGCGCGUAACUUGUACCCAGCUGGCGGCCGAGGGUACUCAUCGGUCCGUUCCGUCCUUCAGCCGACCUGAUUUGGGGGAGACGAUUCGGCCUCAUUCGCGCGAGAACUCGGUCACGCCGACAGCCGAUCGAAUUUUGAAUAGAUCUCGAAACGGCACCUUUGUUUAUAACCCGAGCAACUUACGUGUUGCUACAGAUGUCUCGAUUCCCUACAUCAACGGCACAGGCCGGUCGGCGAUGGUAGGGGCCGCCACACCGCGGUCGGGCGAGUCAUUCGCCUCUACCAGCACGACUGGCACGCGGAAUCUGUCGGCGGACUUCACCGAAGAAGACCGCCUGUUCGAGAGAAUAUUCCUCUCCCUCCACAAAACAACAGAACUGGUCAUGCAGGUCUUGCCAACCAUGAACACGCAGUUCAUGUCUUCGAUGCGGACCACCACCACCCAGCGCUCGCCCGAUCACCUCAUCCAGUGCUGGAAGGCGCUCGUGGCUAAGUGUAACACGUCGAUCCAGCAGACCGAAGUCCUCAAAGCCCGGCUAUCCUCCAUCAAGCUCAAGGAGCCCGGCAUCCGCACGCAGCCGUCCUUCUGGCGCCUCUGCAACAGCUUCAUCGACUCGUGGUACGUGCUGAUCAAGAAGAUCAUGCAGCUGCAGAACGACGUGCAGCUGCCCCUCGACACCAAGGCCCGCCUGCGGCCCAUCCAAAAGAGCAUGAAGGACACGUGCGACCUGAUGAUGUCGUCCCCCUGGUCCUACUUUUUGCGCCACCCGGGCUCCGAGCCCAUCACCUCGCCCUACAUCGCCGCCCAAACCGCCACCGCCCCCGUCCAGAUGCCCAUGACGCCGCAGAGCGCCGCCCUCGGCCCGGCCGUCCAGGCUACUGUCCCGUCCACGCCGCAGAGUGCCUCGUUCUCGCUGGCGUUUUCGGGCGUGUUUGAGCGCGACCGCUCCGAUACGAUGCUCUCGUUGAUGGGCGGUAGUGGGGGUGGCGGUAGCGGAGGGGGAGGGGGAGGUGGUGGUGGUGGCAGUUUUGGCGGGGGGUUCAAUGGCGUGUCGUCGCGUAGCGGGACGAUGAAUUCGAGCUCGACGGCGAGCUUGACGGCGUCGAGCUUGAAUUCUAUGAGUAGUCUUGGCUCGCAUGACGGUAUUGUUACGCCGAGCUCGGCGCUCAGUCCGUCGGGACCGUUGGGGCCGUUGCCGUUUCGGUUGAACGGUGGGGGGAAUAUGAAGAAAAACCGAGAAGUAAACACAACCAUCGCGAUGCCGUCCGCCGCAGCGCCAAUUCGGCUCACACCGGCUUCCAUCAGCCGGGGGCAACCCUCUGCGCCGUCCGUCACCAACACGACAGCGACAGCGUCUUCGCCUACAUUUACGAGCAAUUUGCAGGCGAGCGGCAGCUCCAAGCCAGCCAGCCUCUUUUCGUCUCUCCUUUCCGGCUCCACCUCCAGCAAACCAAAGCCGAAGCCGAGGCCUUUCAACCCCUCCAGCGCUCCGUCCAUUGCUUCUUCUUCUGUCUCUGUUUCUGUCUCAACCUCUACUGCGGCGCGAGUCCACUCACCUCCGGCCUCCUCCUCCAGCAGGGCCGCCACCAUCGCCUCCACCUCCACCACCACCCCAAGCACCACCUCCCGCAACACCACCAGCACCACCACCACCACAGCAACCCACCCGCCAACCUCCUCACAGCUAACAAGCACCACCACCACCACUGCCGCCACCACCCUCCCCACCCACCCCAACCUGCACCCCCCCAACCACCCCGCCAUCCCCAUCCAACCGCAACCAACCCACCCCCAACCCUCCGAAAUCACCCAAGCGCGGCACGCGAUCCUCGCCUCCAUCGGCAACCAGCUCGACCGCGAACUCGGCACACGCGCGGCACAACUACACGCCAACAACGCGGCCAUCGAGCGGCAGGAGCGGGAGGUGGCGCGGGCGACGGCGGGCCUGGCGCGCGAGAACGAGCGGCUGGGCCGGCUGGCGGAGACGCAUGCGCGGAGGGUGAAGGAGAUUGGGAAUGUGCAGAAUUGGGCGGAGAUGUUGGAGAGGGAGUUUGUGAUUUUGGAGGAGACUUUGAGGUUGGUGGGUGGUGGUGGCGGUGGUGGUGAAGGGGGGGGUUCUGAUGGGGAGGAGAGUGGGAGUGGAGAGUGA